AUGGCCUCGGGCGAGAAGUCUUCUCGGGAAGAGCACGUUAUCGAGCUCGGUGAGAGACAACCCGGCGGGAGCUAUGUCGAAGCCGAGCCACGACCUCUCCCUCCCCCUCCACCACCAUCGUCCCUAGCCGCACUGGCGCAGAACCCAGCGGCCUCCAUCGCCUUCUACUGUGGCAGCAGUAUCUUGAUGACUUGUGCCAACAAGUUCAUCGUGAACAACAAGGCCUUCAACCUUCCCUUUUUCAUGCUCAGUGUGCAGACCUCCGUGUGUCUAUUUGCCGUCACCACCGCAAAGGCCACAGGCUACAUCUCCUUCCGCGAUUUCAACGCCGGCGAAGCGAAAAAAUGGUUCCCCAUUGCCUUACUGCUGAUCGGCAUGAUCUACACCUCCGCCAAGGCCCUGCAGUACCUCUCCGUUCCCGUCUACACCAUCUUCAAGAACUUGACCAUCAUCCUCAUUGCAUACGGCGAAGUGCUGUGGUUCGGAGGCAGCGUGACGAGCACCGCGUUGUUCAGCUUUGGGCUAAUGGUCGUGAGCUCCCUCAUCGCGGCGUGGGCGGACAUUCAGCACGCAUUGCAAUCCUUCGGGGGCGAUGCCAUGAGCGGCGAGGCUUCCGAGGCCAUCAGUACCUUGAAUGCGGGCUACCUUUGGAUGCUGUUCAACUGCUUCUGCUCGGCUUCUUUUGUGCUGGGCAUGAGGAAGCGGAUCAAGCUUACCAACUUCACCGACUUUGACACCAUGUACUACAACAACCUCCUCUCCCUUCCAAUCCUGCUCAUCUGCUCCCUCUUCCUCGAGAACUGGUCGGCCGAAAACCUGGCCCUGAACUUCCCCGCGGGCUCGAGAACGUACUACGCCUUCGCCCUGCUCUUCACCGGCCUGUCCUCAAUGCUCAUCUCCUACGCCUCCGCCUGGUGCGUCCGCGUCACCAGCAGCACCACCUACUCCAUGGUCGGCGCCCUCAACAAGCUCCCCAUUGCCAUCUCGGGCUUGAUCUUCUUCAACGAAGUCGUCACGCUCGGCAAAGUGGCCGCCAUCUUCGUCGGCUUUGUCAGUGGCGUUGUGUACGCGGUGGCAAAAGUAUGGCAGAAGGAGCGAGACCAGGGCAUCAAGAGCCAAGGCAUCGGCAGCAUUCUGCCCUCGAGCAUGAAGCAGACGACGAGCGCGAGUGUGCAGAGCAUGCGGGACUCGAUGAGCAGUAAUGCCUGA
Molecule: messenger RNA, 1209 nt
Organism: Neohortaea acidophila
Lineage: Eukaryota; Fungi; Ascomycota; Dothideomycetes; Mycosphaerellales; Teratosphaeriaceae
Exons: 3
Coding region: 1-1209 (402 amino acids)
Cellular component (GO): Golgi apparatus
Molecular function (GO): GDP-mannose transmembrane transporter activity; antiporter activity
Source: RefSeq, a predicted model, not a curated record